This is a messenger RNA of Cynara cardunculus var. scolymus (artichoke), 880 nucleotides long. RefSeq lists its product as uncharacterized. The transcript has 2 exons. NCBI's taxonomy places the organism in Eukaryota, Viridiplantae, Streptophyta, Magnoliopsida, Asterales, Asteraceae. The record is from RefSeq and is a predicted model, not a curated record. Bases 188 to 880 code for a protein of 230 amino acids.
UGAUAAAGCGCUUGAAAACAAAAAAAAGUUUAACCAGCCCUCCAAAUUUCUUCGGUUUUGUACUUCUCGUGUUUGACGGUUGAUUUUGGGUGGGUGACUGCAUAAGACCAAGGUGUGCAGUUCUUGGAAGUUCUUUUAAAUCACUAUCUCAUGUUUCUUCCACUUUAUGGUUCGCUGGAGGGCUUAGAUGGGCAUUUCCACAUUGGGCCUACACCAUAAACUAAAAACAAACAAGGUACCGCCAGUAAUGGAGCAAUCAGAAAGCGAACAUGUUAUUGAUAUCACAAGUAGCAGUGGAGCUUCCUCCUCUAGCUCAAGCGAAGAUACAGUCAAUCAGUCAAACUCAAGGCUGAAUCAAGACCUGCCUUCAACUAGUAUGACGGCCCCAGUCUUUCAACAUUCUUUUUCUAUUUCCAACGGUGGAAAUACAAGGAACACAUCAUUUGGUAGGAGGGAGAGUGGGCAUGGUCGAAGGAACCCAUUGAAUUCUGGGUAUUGGAUAUCUACUGAGAUAGUUAUAACAGUGAGCCAGAUUAUAGCGGCCAUUGUUGUUUUAUGUUUAUCGAGGCAUGAACUUCCUCAGGCUCCAUUAUUUACAUGGGUUAUCGGUUAUGCUUCUGGAUGUGUUGCAACUCUCCCUCUGCUCUUUUGGCGUUUCCAUAAUUGCAACCGUCAAGAUCCAUCCCAGAAUCGUCAGAGUUCUGCUCCAAGCAGACUAUCUGCUAUAACUGCAUCUUUAACUUCAUCUAUACAACAGUCUAUUAGGACAAUUAGACAUUUUUGGCAUCCUAUAAACCCGAUUUUGUUUUUGCUUCUACUAGCUUCAUUUCCCCCGGAAGAUUUGGGCUUGAAUUUUGGAAGUCUCGAUGUGGGUGUAUAA